This is a messenger RNA of Synchiropus splendidus (mandarinfish), 3888 nucleotides long. It is a transcript of the gene gata6, whose product is annotated as GATA binding protein 6. Gene Ontology annotation, cellular component: nucleus. Gene Ontology annotation, biological process: cell fate commitment; negative regulation of transcription by RNA polymerase II; epithelial cell differentiation. Gene Ontology annotation, molecular function: RNA polymerase II cis-regulatory region sequence-specific DNA binding; zinc ion binding; DNA-binding transcription factor activity, RNA polymerase II-specific. Lineage: Eukaryota; Metazoa; Chordata; Actinopteri; Syngnathiformes; Callionymidae. The coding region runs from base 934 to 2382 and encodes 482 amino acids. The transcript has 7 exons. The record is from RefSeq and is a predicted model, not a curated record.
UUGUAUUUGUGUCGGAUUUAAAUUCAAAACAUUUUUAUCUCUUGUUUUGCGUCUGUUUAUUAAAUAGUAUUUAUAUUUUUGCUAAAUCAAAAGCUAUAUUUUGUUUUGAUGUCGGAGUAAGAAUGUUCGUUUCCUUCCGUUAGUCAGACGCUCCGCAGCCUUUACCCUGUUAUUAUUGGACGAACUUGUAUAGUUUUUCGUGUGUAUGGUUUGAAGCGGUGGCUGGAUCCACCACUGUGAUCGGUGUGUGGUGAAGUAUAGAACGGUGCUGCGCGGCUCGACAAUCACCCGGAUAAAUCCACAAACUCUUUGAAAUAGCGCCCGUGAUUCCUGUUCAACGAAACUCGGGUUUUAUUCGAUGCGGAGCGGAAGACCGAUCUAAGACAAAGGAGGCCCGAGUGUCAGAGGCCGCGGCGGCCCGAGCCACGCGCAGGUUACAGCAGGAACGGAGGCGACAACAGGACAAACAAAAGGAAGGUGUUUCCUGAGCGGGGGGCGCUGCAUCUUCGUUAAAAAAAAAAACAAAACAAAAUAAAAUCAACUUCAGCUAGCGGCGCGCGGCUCCCGCUCCGGUGUGCGCCGUGUGAGUGACGGGAGGAGGUCACGGGCUCGCGCCCCCGGCGCGCUCCACGCCGCUCUGGAUUGGCGGCUGCUGAUUGGUCCUCCCGACGCCGCCGCAGCGCCUCCUCUCUAAAACCUCGUCACCGCUGCCCGACUCCCAUUUACCUCCCGAGAAGCAGCCGAACAGCAGCCCUGAGUCCGCGGAGCCGCCGAUGGCAGCCAACUAGCAGACUGUAAUACUUGGUGGCUGGUCUGUCUUGUGCGGUCGUGUUUCCAUGGUCCCGGUGACCCGGCGGCUGACCUGCUGUUCCUGUGUGGCAGGGACCCCCUGAGCUUUUCUGUGACCCCCCUGGUGUAUGGAAAGAGUCCUGGAUGGACGUGGGCGACAGCAGCUGGUCCAUGGUCAAGCGCGAAGUGUCCAGCAGCCCAGGCUCGCCGGCUGACCACAGCUACCUGACCGGAGAGAGCCGCCGGAGCGAGGGCCACACCCCGGACCAGCUGCACGAGCCGCUCCGCUGCCCGGACGGCCGCUCCCUACACUCCUAUGUCCCCUUCGGACACCACGCCGCCCCGCUGACCCCGGCGGAGGACCUGCCUCUCUUCACCGACCUGGACCAGGGCGGGAAGCUGGUCCUGUCCGGCGGCACGCACUGCAAGGCGGGACUGCUGGUGGACCCGGCAGACAUGUACCAGACCCUGGCCAUCGCCGCCGCCCAGAGCCAGACCGGGUACGAGUCCUCGUCCGGGGGCUACCUGCACUCCAACACCAACUCCCCCGUCUACGUGCCCAGCACCCGGGUGGGCUCCAUGAUCCCCAGCCUGCCGUACUCGGGGCAGCCCUCGGUCUCCAGCCACUCGGUCUGGUCCCAGACCCCCACCACCGGCCCCGAGAGCCCCUCCUACAGCGCCGGGAGCCCGCACACCUCCAGCCGCUUCCACUACCCUCCGAGCCCGCCUCUGAAUAACGGCAGCGCCAGGGACAUUGGCUACAGCAACUCGCUGAACAGAGACCAGUACGGUUUGACUCGGCCCCUGACUGGACCUUACCCGAGUCCCUACACCCCCUAUGUGGCACCGCAGCUGUCCUCGCCGUGGAGCGGAGGAGCUUUCGAGAACACCAUGCUGCACACCCUGCAGAGCCGAGGGGCGCCCCUCAUCCGGGGGCCCAACGGAGUUGCAGACAUCCUGGACGACAUGGGCGAGAGCCGGGAGUGCGUCAACUGUGGCUCCAUCUCCACGCCGCUGUGGAGGCGCGACGGCACCGGACACUUUCUGUGCAACGCCUGCGGCCUGUACAGCAAGAUGAACGGCCUGAGCCGGCCGCUCAUCAAGCCCCAGAAACGCACCUCGACGUCCAGGAGAAUCGGCCUGUCGUGCGCCAACUGCCAGACCAGCACCACCACGCUGUGGCGGAGGAACGCGGAGGGGGAGCCGGUGUGCAACGCCUGCGGACUCUACACCAAGCUCCACGGGGUUCCACGGCCGCUGGCCAUGAAGAAAGAGGGGAUCCAGACCAGGAAGAGGAAACCGAAAACCCAGAACAAAACCAAAGGAUCGUCUGGAAACAACAACAACAACAACAACUCUGUCUCCAUGACUCCCACCUCCACCUCUUCAUCCAACUCUGAAGACUGCUCCAAAACCAGCUCGCCCUCCGCGCAGGUGCCCGGGGUGAGCUCCUCUGUGCUGUCCAGCUCCGGCGAAGGGUCCGGCUCGGACUCGGCGGUCAAGUUCCCGGGUCAGGACAGCUUGUACUCCAGUCUGUCGCAGCCGUCCGACGUGGUGCGGGGCGAACCCUGGUGCCCCAUGGCUCUGGCCUGAACUGGCCCAGGAGGACAGCGUUUCCUGGACUUGUCGCCCAGCGGUGUCACAGAAGGACCUGGGAGACACGUUGGACCCCCACCAGACGGAGCAGGAGCCGUGAGACCUCUUCCCCUAUCGGGAAAUACGGAUUUAAGUUUUGGUGAAGAGAGGCGGCUCCUGGAGACGAGGUCGGGCAGCCAGCCAGCGGCCGGUCCGUGGACCAUCUCACCCACCGAGGGAUCAGAACCAGCGACUCGGCUCCUUCAAGCCGUCGUGUACAUAAGACUUGUGCUAGAUUCAAGCGCUUCACCCAGCGCUGUCGUCUCUAAGGACUUUAGCUUCCCCACAACUGGAAUCACAAGACAACUUUUAUCAAUCAAAAGCUAAAAAUAAAUAUUUAUGAAUCUUCAAUUGUUAAAAAAACAAAAGCACGAGGCAAUGAUUGUGAUGAAAUAUCAGAGUAGAGUAGAAGCUUUUUUAAUUCUUUCAAGUGUUUUUCUCAAAGAGCGGUGUUGAGCCCUCAGAGCUCUUACUGCAGGAGACUAUUGUGGUGUAAACAGGGUAUCGAUGUCGUCGUCCAGUGUUUUCAGGCCGAAUUGCUGACGUGUCAGAUGAUGGCGAGAAGGUACGUCUGUCCGUGUGUUGCCAGACCAGCCAAAGUCCAUGUUGAAAGACUCACCAAAGUGUACACCGCUUUCCCAAUCCCUCCCCCUCCCCCAGUCCGGACCUUCAGGGGAAGGGAGUUUUGGAGCAGAAACUGGAUUCUGAGCGUCAGAGUCAGCCGAUGACGACUGAAAAAUCCCCCUGGUGUGAAGCCGUCCAUCUCGCCGUCAAACCAAAGCAUUUCUGGAACAAGCUUUUCAUAUUCCCGGACUUAUUUAUUUUUUCAACUCGUUCAACGUUUUUGCAUUGUUUUACCAUUUGUCGUCGGUUUUCUCUGAAACAUUUAAAGAAAUUAUUUUUAUUUAAAUCCAGUCCAAUAAAUUGAUUUGGUGACAUAAGUGAAAUAAUCUUCCUGGUUUGGGCCAAAAGUUGCCAACACGUUGAAGGUGGACGCUCGCGAUCGUGGCAGUGGUUUAGCAAAGAGGUUUGACUCUGUCUGGAACAACAAAUAAGCAGUUUUACAACAACUAGCUUAGAUGCUGACUCAGCACAAUAAAAUACACCUUAUUUAAAUGAAGAAUCGUCAGUUGAUCCACCAACAUCCCCCUUAUUUCAACCAAAACCUCAAAACUGGUCACUGCAUUAGCAAGUCGUCUUUUUCCCUAAAUCACGAGCUGAGCUUUGUUGUGCUAACACCAAUAAUUUAAGGAAGAAUUGUUGAGGGGGAGAUGUUUAUCAAAGUGUCACCUGUGUAUCUCAGUGUUGGGAAAACAAUCCAAUCUAUGUUUUGGGGUUUUUGCUGAGUCAUGAGUCAUAGCCUCCAUAUUUAUUUUGUUAGAUCAGUUUCAUCAAAGUCCAGAUAACCAUCCUACCUGUGGCACCAUUUGGAAACACUAACACAAACGCAUCGUAUGGAAAGGA